Messenger RNA from Cloeon dipterum, 1041 nucleotides. It is a transcript of the gene wbl, whose product is annotated as endoplasmic reticulum protein 29-like protein wbl. The transcript is spliced from 3 exons. The coding region runs from base 134 to 859 and encodes 241 amino acids. Gene Ontology annotation, cellular component: endoplasmic reticulum; endoplasmic reticulum lumen. The record is from RefSeq and is a predicted model, not a curated record. NCBI's taxonomy places the organism in Eukaryota, Metazoa, Arthropoda, Insecta, Ephemeroptera, Baetidae. Gene Ontology annotation, biological process: protein secretion.
CCGCUCUUAUCCAACGUUAUAUUUUUAAGAGAUUAUUCUCGAUCUUUUUACUCCCGAAACGCCCGAAACUAUCGUUGGCAGGCGGCGUAAAGCUGCAUUUAAAAACAUUUUAUUUCAUUCCAUUUUUUAAAAAAUGUUUAAACUACUCACACCAGUCUUUUUGGCCCUUCUUUUUGCCCUGCAUGUUCAUGGCAAAGGCAGUGUAUCUCUUGAUUCCUAUACAUUUGAUAAGGUAAUUUCAAAGUUCAAAGCCACCCUGGUGAAGUUCGACAUAGCCUACCCGUAUGGUGCCAAGCACGACGAGUUCCUUAAAGUGGCUGAGGCUUCCCACCUCCAAUUAGACCUGCUAAUUGCAGACGUUGGAGUGAAAGACUAUGGAGACAACGAGAAUGCAGACCUCGCCAAGAAGUUUGAAGUGAAAAAAGAGGACUACCCUGCGGUAAAGUUGUUCGUUCAGGGCAAGGACGCUCCGAUCGACUUCAAAGGCAAAGACUUCAACGCGGACGAACUGAAGAAAUUCAUCAGGUCGAAUUCGGGAGUAUACAUUGGACUGCCAGGCUGCUUGGAGAAAUUCGAUACGAUAGCCAUGAAGUUUGCGAGUGCCGAUGUGGCGCAGCGGAAGGUGUUGCUGCGAGAGGCGGAAGACCUGUGGGACCAAGCCACCGGCAAAAGCGAGCAAAAAGCAGCGGAAACUUAUGUGAAGACAAUGAGGAGGGUGAUCGAGAAGGGGGAAGAAUUUGUCGCCAAUGAGGUCAAGCGGGUGCAAAAUCUGCUCGAAAGCAAGAUUAGCAAGGAGAAGAAAGAGGAAAUUUCUGUGCGACUGAACAUUCUGAAUUCAUUCCAAAAAGAUGAGUUGUAGAUUUUUCCAUGGGUAUAAGCAAGAAUUCAAAAUGCUUUAUCCUGGACACUGGUCAAAGUGGUCUCUUUGUGUAAAACGGUGAUAUAUUUCCAGCAUUCGAACACAAAAAUGUUAAAUUUAAUAUUUUGUUUGUACAUGGUUAUAUUAAAUUAUGGUGCUGUGGAGAACGCAGUUGUUUCCUA